This is a messenger RNA of Daktulosphaira vitifoliae (grape phylloxera), 1034 nucleotides long. RefSeq names its product ribose-5-phosphate isomerase (gene Rpi). The record is from RefSeq and is a predicted model, not a curated record. Gene Ontology annotation, molecular function: ribose-5-phosphate isomerase activity. The coding region runs from base 67 to 909 and encodes 280 amino acids. Gene Ontology annotation, biological process: D-ribose metabolic process; pentose-phosphate shunt, non-oxidative branch. Gene Ontology annotation, cellular component: intracellular membrane-bounded organelle. NCBI's taxonomy places the organism in Eukaryota, Metazoa, Arthropoda, Insecta, Hemiptera, Phylloxeridae. The transcript has 7 exons.
AUUUCUGAAUUGUAUUAACAUUGCAGGAUAUACAAAUAUAAAAAAUCACGCUGAAUUAUAUGAUUAAUGACAUUGGUACAGGUCAAGCGAGUUAUCAUUAAAUAUUUGCCGACUCGUUUUGUUAAACAUUUUAAUAAAAUGAGUGCUAUGAAUUUGUGCAUGAAUCGUAAGACUGAACCAGCAGAAAUAAAUCCAGCGAAAAAAUCUGCUGGAUACGAAGCUGUAAACAAAUACGUUAAAGAUGGUAUGACUAUUGGAAUUGGCAGUGGAUCAACAAUUGUCUACAGUGUUCAGCGUUUAGCUGAGCGAGUAAAAGAUGAAGGAUUAUCUGUGGUUUGUGUACCAACAUCUUAUCAAGCACGACAACUAAUAAAUGAUUACAAUUUAAUUUUAGGUGAUUUGGAUACACAUCCAAAAUUAGAUUGUACAAUUGAUGGUGCAGAUGAAGUGCAAUUAGGUACUUUAGCAUGCAUUAAAGGAGGUGGUGGAUGUUUGACACAAGAAAAAAUUGUUGCAUCUUGCUCGAACAAAUUAAUUAUUGUAGUCGAUGGAUCCAAAGAAUCUCAUCAUUUAGGACAAAAUUGGAAAAAAGGAGUACCAAUAGAAGUUAUUCCUAUGGCAUGUAAGCCAACUCAAUUGAAAAUUGAAGAAAAAUUUGGUGGACAAGCAAUUUUAAGAAUGUCAGCAGAUAAAGCUGGUCCUUUAGUAACAGAUAAUGGUAACUUUUUAUUAGAUUGGGUAUUUCCUGAAAAAAAAAUUUGCUGGUCAUCAGUUCAUACUUUUAUUAAACUCAUUCCAGGUGUAGUUGAAACUGGAUUAUUUAUUGAUAUGGCAAAUGAAUGUUUAGUUGGAAAUGUUCAAGGAAAUGUUAAAGUCCUACAAAAGACUGAACAGAUUAUAGAAUUAUAAUUGAAAAACUAUUAAUAUUUAAACUGUUAAUUUACUUUUAUAUUUUCAAUUUCAAGUGUAUUGGAUAUAAAUGGUCAAUUGAUGCCAAUUUUUUUUUAAUUAAAUACAUUUAUUACUGUACUGUU